This is a messenger RNA of Balaenoptera ricei (Rice's whale), 6722 nucleotides long. It is a transcript of the gene RASA1, whose product is annotated as RAS p21 protein activator 1. The coding region runs from base 575 to 3697 and encodes 1040 amino acids. The record is from RefSeq and is a predicted model, not a curated record. Gene Ontology annotation, biological process: regulation of GTPase activity. The transcript has 25 exons. Gene Ontology annotation, molecular function: protein binding. Lineage: Eukaryota; Metazoa; Chordata; Mammalia; Artiodactyla; Balaenopteridae.
UCCAGGUUGGGAGCAGUUCAGUCCGUUUCCCCACUACCCCGCCCCCCCUUCCUCUUUUCUCCCCACCCCUCGCGUCUCAGCCCGGUGGAGGAUGAAGCGGCUGCAGUGGCCCCAGCCCCAGCAGCGGCACCGGCGGUGGCUGCGGUGGGGGUGGCCGGAACUGGGGUGGUGAAGAAGCGGUGGCGGCGGCGGCCGUGGCGGUGGCUGAAGGAGCAGCAGCCGCCCCAGCCGCUUCCCCUGUGCUUCCCUUCCUCUUGAGUGCAGUCAGGAAGUUUUUCGCUUCUGUGCAUGUGUGUGUGCGUGAGUGUGGGUGUGUAAGGUGAAGAUUUGGGCGGCGUUUGUGCAGGCGUUGGGUUUUUUGCCCACUUCUCUUCCCGUAACCCGGGUAGCUCCCGAGCCUGGGCUGUGGCCCGAAGAGGGGGCGCGGCGGCGGGCUCUCUCCUUUUGUUGUUGUUUCCUCCGCCUGGGGAGCUGAAGAGGGGACGCGCCUGGGUGGGGCGGCUCGGAGCCCGGGCCUGGUGGCCCCCGGGGCUCCCGGGCGGGCAGGGUAGGGCAGAGUAGAGCGGGCUUCAACAUGAUGGCGGCCGAGGCCGGCAGUGAGGAGGGCGGCCCGGUCACCGCCGGGGCAGCAGGAGGCGGCGGGGCCGCGGGCUCCAGUGCCUAUCCGGCAGUGUGUCGGGUGAAGAUACCCGCCGCCCUGCCUGUGGCAGCCGCCCCCUUUCCUGGGCUGGCGGAGGCUGGAGUGGCCGGGACUCUGGGUGGCGGAGCCGCUUUGGGGUCAGGGUUCCUGGGACCCGGGUCUGUGGCGGGGGCACUGGGGGGAGCCGGACUGUCAGGGGGAGGUGCUGCUGCUGGCGUGGCUGGUGCUGCCGCCGCCGGACCUGGUGGGGAGAUGGCUCUCACCAAGGGGACCACUUCGUUGCCUGCUGAGACCUUCGGGGCAGGCGGCGGAUUCCCUCCAUUGCCGCCUCCUCCUCAGCUGCCCCCUUUGGGCGCGGGCCUGGGAACAGUGGACGAAGGUGACUCUCUGGAUGGACCAGAAUACGAGGAGGAAGAGGUGGCCAUCCCGCUUACCGCUCCGCCAACUAACCAGUGGUAUCAUGGAAAACUUGAUAGAACUAUAGCAGAAGAACGCCUCAGGCAGGCAGGGAAGUCCGGCAGUUACCUUAUAAGAGAGAGUGAUCGGAGGCCAGGGUCCUUUGUACUUUCAUUUCUUAGCCAGACAAAUGUUGUCAACCAUUUUAGGAUUAUUGCUAUGUGUGGGGAUUACUACAUUGGUGGAAGACGUUUUUCUUCUCUGUCAGACCUAAUAGGUUAUUACAGUCAUGUUUCCUGUUUGCUUAAAGGAGAAAAAUUGCUUUAUCCAGUUGCACCGCCAGAGCCAGUAGAAGAUAGAAGGCGUGUUCGAGCCAUUCUCCCUUACACAAAAGUACCAGACACUGAUGAAAUAAGUUUCUUAAAAGGAGAUAUGUUCAUUGUUCAUAACGAGUUAGAAGAUGGAUGGAUGUGGGUUACAAAUCUAAGAACAGAUGAACAAGGUCUUAUUGUUGAAGACCUAGUAGAAGAGGUGGGCCGGGAAGAAGAUCCACAUGAAGGCAAAAUAUGGUUCCAUGGGAAAAUUUCCAAACAAGAAGCUUAUAAUUUACUAAUGACAGUUGGUCAAGUCUGCAGUUUUCUUGUGAGGCCAUCAGAUAAUACUCCUGGUGACUAUUCACUUUAUUUUCGGACCAAUGAAAAUAUUCAGCGAUUUAAAAUAUGUCCAACACCAAACAAUCAGUUUAUGAUGGGAGGCCGAUAUUAUAACAGCAUUGGGGACAUCAUAGAUCACUAUCGAAAAGAACAAAUUGUUGAAGGGUAUUAUCUUAAGGAACCUGUACCAAUGCAGGAUCAAGAACAAGUACUCAAUGAUACAGUGGAUGGCAAGGAAAUUUAUAAUACAAUUCGUCGUAAAACAAAGGAUGCCUUUUAUAAAAACAUUGUUAAAAAAGGUUAUCUUCUAAAAAAAGGCAAAGGAAAAAGGUGGAAAAACUUAUAUUUUAUCUUAGAGGGCAGUGAUGCCCAACUUAUUUAUUUUGAAAGUGAAAAACGAGCUACAAAACCAAAAGGAUUAAUAGAUCUCAGCGUGUGUUCUGUCUAUGUUGUUCAUGAUAGUCUCUUUGGCAGGCCAAACUGUUUUCAGAUAGUGGUUCAGCACUUUAGUGAAGAACAUUACAUCUUCUACUUCGCAGGAGAAACUCCAGAACAAGCAGAGGACUGGAUGAAAGGUCUGCAGGCAUUUUGCAAUUUACGGAAAAGUAGUCCAGGGACAUCUAAUAAACGCCUGCGUCAGGUCAGCAGUCUUGUUUUACAUAUUGAAGAAGCCCAUAAACUCCCAGUGAAACAUUUUACUAAUCCAUAUUGUAACAUCUACCUGAAUAGUGUCCAGGUAGCAAAAACUCAUGCAAGGGAAGGGCAAAACCCUGUAUGGUCAGAAGAGUUUGUCUUUGAUGAUCUUCCUCCUGACAUCAACAGAUUUGAAAUAACUCUUAGUAAUAAAACGAAGAAAAGCAAAGAUCCUGAUAUCUUAUUCAUGCGCUGCCAGUUAAGCCGGUUGCAGAAAGGGCAUGCCACAGAUGAAUGGUUUUUGCUCAGCUCCCAUAUACCAUUGAAAGGUAUUGAGCCAGGAUCCCUGCGCGUCCGAGCACGAUAUUCUAUGGAGAAAAUCAUGCCAGAAGAAGAGUACAGCGAAUUUAAAGAGCUUAUACUGCAAAAGGAGCUUCAUGUAGUCUAUGCUUUAUCACAUGUAUGUGGACAGGACCGAACACUACUGGCUAGCAUCCUACUGAGGAUUUUUCUUCAUGAAAGGCUUGAAUCGUUGUUGUUAUGUACACUAAAUGACAGAGAAAUAAGCAUGGAAGAUGAAGCCACUACCCUAUUUCGAGCUACAACACUUGCAAGUACCUUGAUGGAGCAGUAUAUGAAAGCCACUGCUACACAAUUUGUUCAUCACGCUUUGAAAGACUGUAUCUUAAAGAUAAUGGAAAGCAAGCAGUCUUGCGAGUUGAGUCCAUCAAAGUUAGAAAAAAAUGAAGAUGUGAACACUAAUUUAGCACACCUAUUGAACAUACUUUCAGAGCUUGUGGAGAAAAUAUUCAUGGCUUCAGAAAUACUUCCACCGACACUGAGGUAUAUUUAUGGGUGUUUACAGAAAUCUGUUCAGCACAAGUGGCCUACAAAUACCACCAUGAGAACAAGAGUUGUUAGUGGUUUUGUUUUUCUUCGACUUAUCUGUCCUGCCAUCCUGAACCCACGGAUGUUUAAUAUCAUCUCAGAUUCCCCAUCUCCUAUUGCUGCAAGAACACUGAUAUUAGUGGCUAAGUCUGUGCAGAACUUAGCAAAUCUUGUGGAAUUUGGAGCUAAGGAGCCUUACAUGGAAGGUGUCAAUCCAUUCAUCAAAAGUAACAAACAUCGUAUGAUCAUGUUUUUAGAUGAACUUGGGAAUGUACCUGAACUUCCGGACACUACAGAGCAUUCUAGAACUGACCUUUCCCGUGAUUUAGCAGCAUUGCAUGAGAUUUGUGUGGCCCAUUCAGAUGAACUGCGAACGCUCAGUAAUGAGCGUGGUGCACAGCAGCACGUACUGAAAAAGCUUCUGGCUAUAACAGAACUGCUUCAGCAAAAACAAAACCAGUAUACAAAAACUAAUGAUGUCAGGUAGCAACCUUCCACCCUUCGCCGCAGUGUUCUGCAUGGAUUCAGCAUGCCCAACAUGGUAAUUCACAUCAGUAUAAUGUCUCCUUUGCUCUUGCCAAAAAAUAGCACACCUUUCCACAUUCCAGUAAUGUGUGAACUAUGCAAACAAAACUCGAGAUUCUGCUGGUGAGUAACUGCGCCAGCAGCUUUGUAAGCUAUCUGUGCAGGAUAUUUGCACUUUUUCCACAUAUGGAAUCUUUACCAACCUCUGAGCCUUGGUGUACAGAUCACCUUUCACACAAUGCUAUGACCGUAUCUUGAACUUGGAAAAUAUAUUUUCAAUACAUUCAAUUGCCAAAGUUUUGCUGUCUCUUGGAAAAAGAACUAUGAAAAAAAGCAUUCUCUGUUGACAAUUGAGUAUAACUGGAUUGCGGACUGCUCUUACUGUUACUUCUUCCUGAAUUAGGAAUAUGACCGUUUGACUGUUCAAUGACUUUAUUUGUAUUUACAGUUUCCAGAGUUUACCAUUACAAUAGGAACAAUCUUUGCUGUAUACUUUUUUAAAAUAACUGCUAUUUCUCUUUGCUGGAACUGUUGAAAGAAAAUAUAUAGAAUGGAUCUAUUGCUCAUCAGCUUUAUUUUUUAAACAUACCACUUAUUUUGUUCGAAUUGUCAAAGACUGUAUUUAGAUCUCAUAAUGCUUUUUUGUUAAAUGUUUACAACAGUAAAUAGUUUGAAUUCAAUAAAUAUUAUUGGUCACUGUGUACUGAUCAACGCAUGUUACCCAUUCAACCGUUUUAUAGAUUACCGAUUUAUAUGUUUAAAAAUCCUAGAAUGCUUUCAUUGAAAGUAUUCGUUAAUUCCAAGUUGAUUUUUUAAAUUAUGCAAACAAUUUCAUCAUCAGCCCCUGAACAGCUAUCCAUCUUUGCCCUUCUGACUACUUGUUGUAUCUGCUGGAUAUUUAGUUUGACUGUAUAGUUUUAUUUGCUUCUGUAUGUGUAUUUUUGUGAAGUAUUCACAAGGGUUAAGUUAAAAUAAAACCAAGGGAUAUAAAUAUCUGAUUACUUCUGUCUAAAUACAGCUAAACAUUUAAUAAUUUCAUUAUUUUCUUCCUCCUUUUAGGGGGCAGUUCAAAUUUAGUACCAGAGCAAGGCCCAGGGAGAUGAGAUUUUUUUUUCUGGCUGAUGGUCUCUUUUGAAGGAUUCCAUUAUGUAUUUGUUAACGAUUCAUUCCCUCCCAUAAAACUGUGCAGGGGAGAGAAGGCAUACAGAGAGCCAGACAGGGAUGUACUGGGAAAAGCAUUUCCCCAGUAAAAAAAGAAAAUUUUCUAAAGGCCUAGGUUCUAAGAGCAACACUUUGUUUCUUCCUGUAUUUAUUUUAAGCAUUCAUGUGUUAAAACUAUACUAUGCAGAAAUUUUGUGAACCCUCAGCUGCAAGUAUUAAAUGCUGUUAUUUGUAUAGAGGUAGCUAGACCUGAAGUAGCUGCGAUCACAGUUGAACAGUGAUAGCAAAACACUAACAAACACACCAGGUGCUCCUUUUUCUUGAUGUCAACCUAAUUCCAUCUUUUCCCCUCUGCUUUUCAGUUAGUUAGUUAGACAAUAGUAUGCCAUUUGGUCUCCUUCCAGGAUAGACUAGAAGGGAUAUGGACAUCUCCAAAAACAUUUCAACAAUAUGCAAAAAGGUCGAUUCUAGUGCUCAGCAAUUUGUUCUCUCCCACUACUCACAUCUCAGUUUUUAAACCAUACUGACCUGCUAUUUCUCAAUCUGAAUUGCUUCUCCUGCCUUUUAUUUCUAAAAAAACCCACAAACCUAAAGACACUCUGCUUUUUUUUAUCUUAAUGACAUGCUUAUUAUUUCUUAAGCUGGAAUAGGAAACUUACUUGUCAUUUACCUUUGUAGGCCUUGGAGUAACUUAGGUGGUCAAUGAUGAAAUGAAACCUCUAAACAUUUUUUUAAAGGGUAGGAAAAUUUUCAGAGAUAAAUGUGGACCAUGCUCUGACGCCAAACUUUAGUGACCUAAAAAAGAAACAAGAUAAAUUCCCAACAGUUUGCCUUUCUGUCUAGAGCCUGGCAGGACCACUGCUUCACCGGGACUGCAGUGAAGGACUGUCAAUUUUGGCUUCUUCCCUCCACUUUUAUAAAACCACACUUCAUGAAUUUUAUUCCUCAUUCCUCAAUGAGAAGGAAAUUAAAACAACGCAAACCUAAAAUUAAAGAAUUAUUAUUGAAGGAUAUGCAUAUAGUAAAUACUACCGUCAAAUACUGAAAUGUAAUUAAAUGGUACCUACACUUUAUGGAAAAGUACAUCCUGGGAUGCACUGACACUGAGGAGAGGUUUGCAUCUGUAAAACUUACUUAGAUUUAGGGCAAUUGAGUUUCUCAGAAUUCCUUCAACCCCAUUUUCCAGAAACAAUCUGACAGACCUUCAUACUCUGGUUCCAACUCUAGGAACUGAGUAAGAUCACAGUUAAAUAACUGAAUAAAUGCUAUAAUAGCCAACAUUCCUUAGCACUUUUAAAACUGACUACUAAGUUUUGUCUUUUGUGGUGCCUUUUUAAAAAAGGAUAAGUUUGCUUAAUGACAUCUUGUAUAAACAAUAUAGGCAAAUAAAUUACAGCUUUAAUUUGGCUACCAUAGAAAGACUGAUUUGAUAUUAGUCAUGGUGGGGCAAGAUUACCCAAACUAGGUGCUAUUCUGGCUCCUUUGAAGAUGUUUUACUUCACAUAAAGCUACCCUGAAAGGAAAAAAUUUUAAAUAACAUAAAUAGAAAAGUCUAAUAUAUUUUGAUGCUUUCACAUUACUUCAUUUUUGAAGUUAAAUGCCAGAUAUGCUUCAUCCUUCUGUUGAUUAGUUAGCAUUGACAAAUCAAUUUCAGAUGUUUAGAGGGAAUCUACCAGGUCAUCGUCAGUCCAUUCUUCCUAAGAAGGAAAGAAAAUGUUUGUUAUAAGGAUAACACUAUACUGAAGCAUAACCAGUACUGUUUACUUUCUUGCCUCCUUGCCUCCCUUUAGGAAAAUGUUCUCCUUUCCCUAUGCUGAUUAUAAAAG